Molecule: messenger RNA, 4450 nt
Organism: Gasterosteus aculeatus aculeatus (three-spined stickleback)
Lineage: Eukaryota; Metazoa; Chordata; Actinopteri; Perciformes; Gasterosteidae
Source: RefSeq, a predicted model, not a curated record
GUUUCUCGUCUCCACAUCACUCAGCAGCCUUGUGUUGUUCUACCGCAGCAGAAGAGGAAGAGGAAGAAGAAGAGGAAAAAGAAGAGGAAGAAGAAGAGGAGGAAAACUCUUCUUGUGUUGCUUUGAGAUUCAGUUUUUGUUCCGUCAGAGUGUCGGUGUCACCAUGAGCCGACCCGGGACCUCGGCACCGCUCUCCACCCAUCUGCUGCUCUUCCUGUCCACCGUCAUCUCAGCCACACUUGCGGGUUCCCCGGCCUUCGCCGCCAACGACACGGUCGGCAACAGCACCAGGUGCGGGGGGGGCAGUGUCUGCGUGGAAGGCGUCAUCCUGCCGAUGUGGAAGCCGGAGAACCCUGCCUUCGCCGACCGCCUGGCCAGGGCCACCGUGUACUUCGUGGGGCUGGCGUACAUGUUCCUGGGCGUGUCCAUCAUCGCUGAUCGCUUCAUGGCGUCCAUCGAGGUCAUCACCUCCCAGGAGAGGCAGAUCACCAUCAAGAAGCCCGACGGGGAGAAGGUCACCGCCACGGUGCGCGUCUGGAAUGAGACAGUGUCCAACCUGACCCUGAUGGCGCUUGGUUCCUCCGCGCCAGAGAUCCUCCUGUCGGUAGUGGAGGUGUGCGGUCACAACUUCGAUGCCGGCGAGCUGGGCCCCAACACCAUUGUGGGGAGCGCCGCAUUCAACAUGUUCGUCAUCAUCGGCUUCUGUGUUUCCGUCAUUCCAGAGGGGGAGACCAGGAAGGUCAAGCACCUCCGGGUGUUCUUCGUCACCGCCGCCUGGAGCGUCUUUGCGUACAUCUGGCUCUACCUGAUCCUGGCCGUCUUCUCCCCGGGCGUGGUGGAGAUAUGGGAGGGUCUGGUAACACUCUUCUUCUUCCCUAUUUGCGUCGGAUUCGCGUACGCCGCCGACCGCCGGCUCCUUUUCUACAAGUACAUGCGCAAGCGGUACAGAGCAGGGAAGCAGAAGGGAAUGAUCAUCGAGACGGAGGGAGAACCCGAGCUUCCCCCGAAGGCCGACAUCGAGAUGGACGGGAGGAUGCUCGCCGCCGACAGAGAGGAGUACGAUUUCAAGGAGCCAGAUGAGGAGGAGGCCCGCAGGGAGGUGGCCCGCAUCCUGAAGGAGCUGAAGCAGAAGCAUCCCGAGAAGGACAUGGAGCAGUUGACAGAGCUUGCCAACUACCAGGUUCUGACGCUGCAGCAGAAGAGUCGGGCUUUCUACCGCUGUCAGGCCACCAGGAUCAUGACAGGAGCGGGAAAUGUCCUGAAGAAGCACGCCGCCGACCAGGCCAAGAGGGCCGCCCGGCACGACAUCUGCUCUGAGGUUUCGGUGAACGACUUCUCCACCAAGGUGUUCUUCGACCCUUGCACCUACCAGUGUCUGGAGAACUGUGGCACCGUGGCGCUGAAUGUCGUGCGCCGCGGCGGAGACCCAACGAGUGCCAUCUCGGUGGAUUACCGUACCGAAGACGGCACCGCCAACGCCGGCUCGGAUUACCGGUUCACCGAGGGAACCAUUGUGUUCAUUGCAGGGGAGACCGAAAAGGAACUCCGCAUCGACAUAAUCGACGACGACAUCUUCGAGGAGGACGAGCACUUCCUGGUUCACCUCAGCAACGUGAAGGUCAUAUCAGAGGGCGCCGGCUGGGACGGGCUUAAGGCAAACCACCAUGACCCCCUCGCCAGUUUGGGCCUGCCGUGCUCGGCCACCGUCACCAUCUUCGACGACGACCACGCGGGGAUCUUUACCUUCGAGAAUCCGGCGCUUACCGUAAGCGAGAGCGUUGGGGUGAUGGAGGCGAGGGUGGUCCGGACCUCAGGAGCUCGCGGGGUCGUGGCGGUUCCGUACAAAACCAGGGAAGGAACAGCUAAGGGGGGUGGCGAGGACUUUGAGGACACGCACGGUGUCCUGGAGUUCGAGAACGAUGAGAUCUUCAAAACUAUUCAGAUCAAUAUAAUUGAUGAUGAAGAAUAUGAGAAAAACAAGAACUUCUUCCUAGAGAUCGGAGAACCUCAGCUGCUGGAGAUGAGUGAGAGGAAAGCUGUGUUGCUUCAGGAAGUCGGUGGAUUUGUCAAAACAGGCAGAGACGUCUACAGGAAAGUCCAAGGACGAGACCACCCGGCCCCCUCAGCCGUCAUCAGCAUCACAGAUGAGGGGGGUGAGGAGGUUUUGACCAAGAAGGAGAAGGAGGAGAGGAGAAUUGCAGAGAUGGGUCGACCGAUGCUGGGCGAGCACAUCAAACUGGAGGUCAUCAUUGAGGAGUCGUACGAGUUCAAGAGCACCGUGGAUAAACUCCUGAAGAAGACCAACCUGGCCCUGGUGAUCGGGACCAACAGCUGGAGAGAGCAGUUUGUGGAGGCCAUCACAGUGAGCUCUGGUGGUGAUGACGAUGAUGAAUGUAGCGAGGAGAAGCUGCCCUCUUGUUUUGACUACGUCAUGCACUUCCUCACCGUCUUCUGGAAGCUCCUGUUUGCCUUAGUUCCUCCGACGGACUACUUCAAUGGCUGGGCCUGCUUCGUCGUCUCCAUCUCCGUCAUCGGCCUUCUGACGGCGUUCAUCGGUGACCUGGCGUCGCAUUUCGGCUGCACCGUCGGCCUCAAAGACUCCGUCACGGCUGUGGUGUUUGUGGCAUUGGGCACAUCUGUACCAGACACCUUUGCCAGUAAGGUGGCAGCCAUCCAGGACCAGUAUGCCGACGCCUCAAUCGGCAACGUUACAGGUAGUAACGCUGUCAACGUCUUCCUGGGUAUUGGCGUGGCCUGGUCCAUCGCUGCCGUCUACCACUACUCCAAGGGCCAGCAGUUUAAGGUUGACCCGGGCACGCUCGCCUUCUCCGUCACGCUCUUCACCAUCUUUGCAUUCAUCUGCAUUGCUGUGCUCCUCUACCGCCGGCGGCCCGAAAUCGGCGGGGAGCUCGGCGGACCCAGAGUCCCCAAGAUUCUCACCACCUGUCUGUUCUUCAGCCUGUGGUUGAUGUACAUUGUCUUCUCCUCGUUGGAGGCCUACUGCCACGUAAAAGGCUUCUGAAAGUUCUGCUUUCUGUCGGGUCACCGAAGGUUCUGUGGUGAAAACUUUUCAGGGCCUUCUAAGGGUUCCAGUAGGUUCCUGCAUAUUCUGAUGGGUUCCUUUGAUUUGUGUUAUUGGUCUCAAAAGGUUGAAGAUAUCCAAAGGUUGUAACAGCUUUGUGAGAGUUGAUGCAUACCUCAAGCUUCUGAAGUAAAUCUUCUGACAGCUCUCCUGGAUGAACUCUGAACCGGGUUUGAGGUUCCUGAAUCCUAAAAAUAUAAUAUUCUACUGGAUCAUAUUCUCUAAAUGUCUAACAAAUUCAAAACAACUUUUAUGGCUUAUACAUUACUUAAAGUUCCUAUGUGUUCCUGCAUAAUGUGACAGGUUCAUUUUCCUGACGGUUUGGAUGAACUUUAAAGUGUUCUGCCAGGUUGUGUCCAGUUUCUAUAGAUUGUGUUGUUUGUCUCAGGAUUUAAAAGGUCAGUUGAUGACAGUUGAUGGAUAUCAUGUUCCAGUAGGUUCCUGCAGAUUGUGAAGAGCUCCAGGUAUUUGUUCAAAGUGUCUCAAUAAACAUCCGGAUCCUGUUUUGGUUCCAAAAUGUUAUUAUUUCCUAUUAUUUCUAUUAUUUGUCAAAAGGAAAGUUAUAUAAUUAUAAUGCUUAUAACGGGUCCCUGACCAUAGAUGUAUAUCUGAAAGCGCUGGUGGAUAUUUAGCAUAAUUAGCAGCCAAAGCUUUCGACUUCUUACUAGAACCCGAGAGGCUUUUCGAGGCGACAGCGUUGCACCUCAACGAAUAUCUGCACGAGUUUGAAAUGUAGUUCUUCUAAAAGUGAAAAUCAAACAGAUCCAGGUCAAGGUAUUUUGUGUGUUUGUGUGCAUUCGUAACCGAGUAGAGGAAACGGCCUGAAUGAUGUUCUUUCAUGUGAUUGGCUGUCUGGAAACAGCAGCUGCCCAUUGGAUGAUGGACAUGAGAGCUGAUGAGACAGAGAACUGUGUCCUUUCUUCAGAUGUUAAAGUCCAGCGUUGUCUUUAGGUUUGUGGAUAUUUAGCCUCUGAUUGGUCUACAAAUAUAUUUGAGUGAGUCUUAAUGACACAUUUUAAUAUGAUUAUGUUUAGCAAGAUACUUGAUAUGUCGAAGCAUAAUACAUCAUUUUUCAACAUACUAUACUAAAAUGUUUUAUGGUAUUAUUGACAUAUUCGACUAUGUUUGUUUUUCAUAUUCUUCCACUAAAAUACAAAAAUGAUUCACGACGGUCUCUGAAACACUAUGCGGGUAAUAUUACACCCAUGAAAUAGUUACUUUGUAACAUAACGUAAUAGUGACUCUUGUAUGGGGUAUACAGGUAUAUAUAGUACACUCUAAAUGUCUUUCCCGGUGUGGCUGGUUUGUGGCGUGAAAUUGAGAUGUUGUGGAAAUGAUACUUUAAGACCAUAAAAAGAUGCCAUACAA